Messenger RNA from Salvelinus namaycush (lake trout), 1548 nucleotides. Its product is annotated as ras-related protein ORAB-1-like. The record is from RefSeq and is a predicted model, not a curated record. Lineage: Eukaryota; Metazoa; Chordata; Actinopteri; Salmoniformes; Salmonidae. The coding region runs from base 160 to 768 and encodes 202 amino acids. The transcript has 6 exons. Gene Ontology annotation, molecular function: GTPase activity; GTP binding.
CAGCCAUAUUUGAUUCGAUUAUCUCGGCUUCGAGUAGUUAGCUAGCCAGUUGCAGUUCUGAAAAAAAGUGUUGCUGGAUUAUAUUACACACAUUUUCCACGACAAAGGAUAGCAAUCUUUUAAAGAAUAACUGCUUAACGUUACCGUGCUUAGUCAACGAUGAAUCCCGAAUAUGAUUAUUUAUUCAAGUUGCUUCUGAUUGGCGACUCUGGCGUUGGAAAGUCUUGCCUCCUCCUCCGAUUUGCAGACGACACAUACACAGAGAGCUAUAUUAGCACUAUUGGAGUGGACUUCAAAAUUAGGACCAUAGAAUUAGAUGGAAAGACCAUAAAACUUCAGAUUUGGGACACAGCUGGACAGGAACGGUUCCGGACAAUUACAUCCAGUUACUACAGAGGAGCGCAUGGCAUUAUUGUAGUGUACGACGUCACAGACCAGGAAUCCUUCAAUAACGUGAAACAGUGGCUACAGGAGAUUGACCGUUAUGCCAGUGAAAACGUGAACAAGCUGUUAGUAGGCAACAAAUGUGACCUGACGACAAAGAAACUGGUGGACUACACAACGGCCAAGGAGUUUGCUGACAAUUUAGGGAUCCCCUUCUUGGAAGCCAGUGCCAAGAGUGCCACCAACGUGGAGCAGGCCUUCAUGACCAUGGCAGCUGAAAUCAAGAAGAGAAUGGGCCCUGGGGCCACAGCCGGAGGUUCGGACAAGUCCAACGUCAAGAUCCAGAGCACGCCAGUCAAGACCUCCUCUGGAGGCUGCUGCUGAGGCCCCUCAGCCCCCCAAACGCCAUCCUCCCAGACCCCUACCUACCAAUCUCAAAAGUUACCAUGCUCCACAGGGAUAGAUAAAGGAGAGAAAGAAAGAGAAACAGGGGGAGAGAGAGGGCGAGAGUGACAGAGAGGGAAGGCUGAGUGGCCUGGAUUGUGUGUGCAGUUGCAAUACCAGAAUAUGUCCCCCCCCCCCCCACCCCUGACAAGGUCCGCAAUAGGAUGGUAAGCCCAUCCACACCCACAGGAACACACUAACAUAAUGUGGGAUAUUUUUACGUAUUACCAAAACAUACCUAUACAAAAUAAGAUGUGGCAACUUAUCCAGACAUUUUUAAACAAGGCGCAAGGUGAUAAUUAUGAAUGAGAGGAGUAUGAAUAAACCUUGCCCAACUCUUUACUCCAGGUCUGCUAGUUAAUAAUACAUUUUUCUACGAUGGUUAUGUUCUCUUUAUUUUACUGUGGAUAUCAGCAUGACUUUGGCCUGAUCUCCUCAGAAAUGAUUUAGGAAGCACAUGUUUUAAAGAGCAUUAUACAUGUUGGCAGAACUAAUUACUUUACCCACAAUGCAUCUGGAAUGCACUCAUGACUUAGCACGUCUGCUCGCUGUAAUCAACCCAAAUUAUUUAGAGGAAAUGUCAUUCAGUGUCACGUGGUCCAACUUCAUAAUGUUGCCUCAAGGGCCUCCCGGGUGGCGCAGUGGUCUAGGGCACUGCAUCGCAGUGCUAACUGCGCCACCAGAGUCUCUGGGUUCGCGCCCAGGCUCUGUCGCAGCCGG